GCUCUCUCCAACUCCUUCGAUCCCUUCCCUCCUCUCGCCGCCGGCCGAUUCACUUCUUCCAUCAUUCGAUUAAGCAAGCAAAGGCAAGGCGCAUUUCCCUCGGGUGACUCGAUCGGCCGCACGAUGUCUGCGACGCAGCCGUGGAGGUCGCUUUUCUGCUGCGCGGCGGCGGGAUACGACGACGCCGACGAGCCACCGCCGUCGUCGCGGGGGCAGAGGAAGGGCCGGAGCAGGAGGGACCGGGACCGGGAGCGGCUCCAGCUGCUGCUGCUGCCGUCGUCCUCGUCGGCGGCGUCGCGGGUGUCGCUGUCGAGCCUGGGGGGCUCGUCGGGGACGCUGACGCCCGAGGACCUGUCCCUGACGCUGUCGGGCUCCAGCCUGCACGCCUUCACCUGCGCCGAGCUCAGGGCCGCCACCGCGGGCUUCUCCCGCGCCAACUACCUCGGCUCCGGCGGCUUCGGCCCCGUCUACCGGGGCCGCGUCGCCGCGGGCCUCCGCCCGGGCCUCGACGCGCAGCCGGUGGCCGUCAAGUACCUCGACCUCGACUGCGGCACGCAGGGCCACCGCGAGUGGCUGGCCGAGGUCUUCUUCCUUGCCCAGCUCCGACACGACAACCUCGUCACGCUCAUCGGCUACUGCUACGAGGACGACCACCGCAUGCUUGUGUACGAGUACAUGAGCAACCAGAGCCUCGAGAAACACCUCUUCAGAAGUCUCGACGGCCCCAUGCCAUGGAUGACGAGGAUGAAGAUCGCCGUCGGCGCGGCCAAGGGCCUCGCCUUCCUCCACGGCGCGGACACGCCGGUGAUCUACCGGGACUUCAAGGCCUCCAACAUCCUGCUUGACCAGGACUACAGCACCAAGCUGUCGGACUUUGGGCUCGCCAAGGACGGGCCUCAGGGCGACGCGACCCACGUCACAACGCGCGUCAUGGGGACCAACGGGUACGCGGCGCCAGAGUACAUCAUGACGGGGCACCUCACCGCCAAGAGCGACGUCUACAGCUUCGGGGUAGUGCUGCUGGAGCUCCUGACGGGCCGUCGGUCCGUCGAUCGGUCUCGGCGGCCCAGGGAACAGAGCCUGGUGGACUGGGCCAGACCCUACCUCAAGAAGCCCGACAAGCUCUACCGGGUCAUGGAUCCGGCCAUGGAGUGCCAGUACUCGUGCCAAGGGGCCGGACGCGCCGCUAUGGUGGCGUACAAGUGCCUGAGCCAGAACCCCAAGUCCAGGCCCACCAUGAGGGAGGUGGUCCAGGCCCUGGAGCCCGUCCUGGACAUGAACGACUACCUUCAGAUAGGCUCGUUUGUGUUCACCGUCGUGGUGGAAGACAGCAACGACGACGACAGCCAAGGCAAGAUGGUCGACGUGACAAUAGAGACGACGGUGGAGGAGAAGCGCCAGAGCCACCAGGACCGGCACCGGCAGAAGUUCCCCAACUCGGUUGUCAAUGCCGACGUGGUGCUGCACCGGGACGGCGACCUCGGGAAGCACAUUGCCGCGCUGCGGCGGCACCGGAGGACGUCCAGCUACGUCAAGGAGAGAGGGACGUAGAAGCGUAGCAUAUAGCCUUCGGGUGAAUUGGCAAUUGGCAUGGCACGUACUAGUGUUUAGGAGAGAAUCAGCAAAAGCAAAAGAUUAAUGUGUACAUAUAAUUAAGCUAGAUCAUAGAUGGAUGUGGCACAACAAGGCAUACACAACCAUGCCGCAUUUGGUUUGGUGGCACAAAAAAUUGUUCAUUUUUUGUUCGUGUUAGUGAUAAUUGGUGUAACUGUCC
This is a messenger RNA of Zea mays, 1774 nucleotides long. Its product is annotated as putative protein kinase superfamily protein. The transcript is spliced from 3 exons. Bases 124 to 1551 code for a protein of 475 amino acids. Gene Ontology annotation, biological process: protein phosphorylation. Lineage: Eukaryota; Viridiplantae; Streptophyta; Magnoliopsida; Poales; Poaceae. The record is from RefSeq and is marked provisional. Gene Ontology annotation, molecular function: protein kinase activity; ATP binding.